AUGCCCACUGCUGAUGUGCCCACUGAUGACUUUGCCGUAGUCAGUGAUAAUUCCACUGAGGAAGAGCAGCUAAGCAACUCAGAAUUACAUUGCAAGUAAGUCUUCCAUUAGUGCACAGAGUGAACGUGUUUGGGUGAACGUAAUUCUUAAAAUUUGCCACUGUUUAAAGAAGGAAAACUCCUGACACACCCUUUUUACACACAAAUCUUGCGCUCAAACCAACAUGUCCUUUACUUGAUGUAAACUUGUUGAUGUAACCUGUUAUACUGUACUAUUAUUAACUUAUAGUUUCUUAUUAUCUAUUUUUAACUUUUUAUUAGUUUUAAUCUAGGGCUCCUAUUGAUAACAGAUAUACUUUUAAGUAUUCUGAAGGGAUUACCCUAGUUAAAUAAAGGUUUGCUACUGCUACUGCUAUGUAACAUGUGUAAACAACUAAAAUGAAAACAUUUUUUUACAGGGCUGUAAAGAUAACGAGAGUUGAAACCACUUUGAACGUGUUCACGAUUAUUUAUUUCAGAAAAAGAAGAUGGGCUGUAUACUAGCGACGUUUUCCUUGAUGCACUUUCUGCAUUUUGGAACUCUUUUUAUGAUUUGUGCACUAAUGGCAAAGACGAGAGAGUUCCAGUCAUCAGGCACGACUUGCAGGUUGCUGAGUGGGAGGCCAUAGCCAGAAUAACUGUCAAAGGGUAUCAACAAGUUGGUUUAAUUCCAAGUAAAUAAGGCAAAGCCUUUAUUACAACAGCCUUUCUCUUUGGCGUAGAAGUUGUAAAAGAAUAUAUUUCGUUGGAAUCCUUCCUAGCAUACCUCAGUAGUGACGAAAGAGAACUGGUUAACCUCUCUCUGAAUAGGAAGUUAGACAAAGAAUAGCAAAAUGAAUGGUUAGAUCUUCUGGAACGUUUUAACUAGGAGACUGUUCUCAAAGCAAAACAAGUCAAAGAUGUCGUCUUGGAGAUUGCCCACAAAGAGGUCAUUCAAACUCAAAGAUAUAUUGUAGACAGCUGGAGCACACCGUUGUCAGCAUUUCACCGCGAGUUUUCGUCAACAGAUUGCCUUCUGGAGAUGUAUGCACGAGGUAAACCAACCGACAAGAAGAUCAUCACCUUUCACGCAAACCUUAAGACCUGA
Molecule: messenger RNA, 1125 nt
Organism: Pocillopora meandrina
Lineage: Eukaryota; Metazoa; Cnidaria; Anthozoa; Scleractinia; Pocilloporidae
Source: the annotation of a GenBank genome assembly